GGAACGUUGCCUAAACGGUCCCCUCUCCCUCUAUAUAGUUCCUCCACAUAUCUCUCACAUACUAUGCCAAAGCUUUGAACUACGCAGUUCUGCUCUGCAUCCAUUGUGAAGAAGAACAACCACAACAAUGGCAGCCGCGGCGGCAGCGCGUAUCUCUCUCCUCCUCGGCCUCGCCGUACUCUCGGCCCUUGUCGGCCCCUCGCAUUCCCUCGAUUGCGGUUCCCAGAAGUUCUCCAACAGCAGGGUCUUCUCCAACUGCUCUGACCUCCCAAAGCUAGACGCCCACCUUCACUACACCUACAAUGCUUCCAACUCCUCCCUCUCCAUUGCCUUCACUGCCGCCCCGGCCAAUGGCGGUGCGUGGGUGUCCUGGGCCAUCAACCCCACUCUGACGGGCAUGGUCGGGAGCCAGGCCCUCAUGGCUCUGAAGCUCUCCGACGGCUCCAUCAUUGCCAAGACCUACAACAUCUCGUCCUACCGGUCCAUUGUCGAGUCCAAGCUCUCCUUCGACGUGUGGGACCUCACCGCCGAGGCCUCUAAUGGCGCUAUGACCAUUUUCGCCUCCUUGAAGGUGCCGGAAAAUACGACCACCUUGAACCAGGUGUGGCAGGUCGGCGGUGUCGUCAACGGGACCCAGCCGUCGAUCCAUCCCCUGGAGGCGGAGAACAAGGAAUCCAAGUCAAAGCUGACACUGGCAUCCUCCACUGGCACCAGCCCCAUCUCCCCCCCUGCCCCAGCACCUUCUCACUCCGAUGCGGCCCCGAUGUUCCGAUCGGGUGGUCUUGGUCUCAUUUCUGGGCUUGCUCUGUUGGUCGGGAGCGCUAUACUGUCGUAAGAUAUGGGUCUUAUAAUGCGCUAAGCCGAGAAAAUGGGAAUAAGCAGUUGAUAUUAUGUCUCUAUGAUUUAUUAUCUUCUUCUUCGAUAUUUUGUGGACAGUUUAGGGAGAUAUAUAGUUGUGCUUUUGUCGUUUCUCUUAUUUUCCAUUGUCAAUGCAAACAUUUAAGAAAAACUUGAGGUGUUUAUUUUAUUUUAUUUUUCCGCUGGA
Molecule: messenger RNA, 1045 nt
Organism: Punica granatum (pomegranate)
Lineage: Eukaryota; Viridiplantae; Streptophyta; Magnoliopsida; Myrtales; Lythraceae
Source: RefSeq, a predicted model, not a curated record